Messenger RNA from Rhizoctonia solani, 1089 nucleotides. RefSeq names its product Retrotransposon-derived protein PEG10. The coding region runs from base 1 to 1089 and encodes 362 amino acids. Lineage: Eukaryota; Fungi; Basidiomycota; Agaricomycetes; Cantharellales; Ceratobasidiaceae. The record is from RefSeq and is a predicted model, not a curated record. The transcript has 3 exons. Gene Ontology annotation, molecular function: zinc ion binding; nucleic acid binding.
AUGGAACCAGAGCCGUCCCCUUCCGCUCUCCUCGAGGCUAUCACAGCCCUCACAGCCACCGUCGGGUCCCUACAGGAUCAAAUCCGAGCCCAGAGCCAACAGAUUGUUGAGCUCAGGGCCAUAUGCAAGGAGACCGCAGACCUCCUUGGGGAUAAAGACCAAGGAGCAGCCCAAGCCAAGCCUGGCCCAUUGACUGGGCCUGCCUGGACUCAAGGCCCCAUUCAGGCCUUCCAGAGAACCGGGUUUGACUCGGAGGAAGAGGAAGAACCAAGGCGCCCCAAAAAGGAGCCUCAAGGAACGCCUAGGAGGCAUCUAGGGUCCCUAACCCCUUUGACGCAGGGGAGACACCAGGGGCCGCAAAGCCACCCAGUGGCUAGACAGAAUGAUGCUCUGGGUAGCUCUCCACCGGACCAAUUCGACAAGGAGGAGCAGAUGGUUGUGUGGAUCCUCUACCACAUGACCGAUAAGGCCGCAGACUGGGCGCUCCCCAUCAUUGGGGCAAUCAUCAAGGGAGAAGGGAACCCUCCUACCACCAUCCAGGCCCUAACGGGCAAAUUCAAAGAGGCGUUUGCCAAUCCAGAUGCCAAGAGGGCCGCCGCCAGGAAAAUUGCGGCACUCUCCCAAACCACCACAACCUCCGAGUACGUCACGGAGUUCCGCAAUCUCAUGGCGGAAUUAGACUGGAACGAGGAAGCCUACAUCGCGCAGUUCACGCGAGGCCUCCACUGGAAGGUGAAGGAAUUGCUAUCAACCAAAGAUAGCGUUCCUGACGAACUCGAAGCAAUUUUCGCGGCUUCCAUAACAAUUGACAACAUACGCCGCGAAAACGAGGAGAACCGCCCGAAGAAGGCACCCGCCAAGUCCCCGGCCACCGUGGCCACUACCUCCACUACCACCACACAACGGGUCCGCCUAUCGGAAGACCCUAAUUACGUUACCCCGGAGGAAAGGGACCGCCGCUGCGCGUCUGGCCUUUGUGUCAAGUGCGGUCAAAAAGGGCAUGGCAUCAAGCAGUGCCCUAACGGUUGGAAGGCCACCAUCAAGGAGGUAGCCAAGGUGGCAGAAGAAGAAGGGUUGGGAAAAGAGUAG